Molecule: messenger RNA, 1062 nt
Organism: Colletotrichum tamarilloi
Lineage: Eukaryota; Fungi; Ascomycota; Sordariomycetes; Glomerellales; Glomerellaceae
Exons: 8
Coding region: 1-1062 (353 amino acids)
Source: RefSeq, a predicted model, not a curated record
AUGGCUAAUCCACCUCAGGAUUUUGAGGUUCAGAUCGCUGCUGACGAGGAGCAAGAUGAUUCUCGUUCAGAGAUGGGGACUAGCAUUGCGUCCUCUAGUACUAGUCUGCGCAGCUCACUCCUAGACUAUCGCCGUGAGAAUGGUCGUACUUAUCAUCGAUACAAGGAUGGAAAAUAUCAGUUCCCGAACGAUGAACGCGAGCUUGAUAGACUUGAUUUGGUUAACCACCUAUGUCUUCUCACGAUGGAUGGCGAGCUUGGCAUCGCUCCACUCUGUCGAGAAGACGCCAAAGUUGGCCGCGUUCUUGAUGUCGGUACAGGCACGGGUAUCAUCUGGGCGGUUCAGUUUGGCGAUGACCACCCGGAGGCCGAUAUCUUGGGUAUCGACCUUUCUCCCACUCAGCCUAGCAGUGUGCCUCCUAAUGUGAGGUUCGAGGUCGAUGAUAUCGAAGACGAGUGGACAUUUUCACAACCCUUUCAAUACAUCCACAGCCGGUUCAUGACGUCUAGCAUCAGAGACUGGAGAAUUUUCUUACAAAGAUGCUACGAUAAUCUGGAGCCUGGUGGUUAUGUUGAGCUUCAGGAAACCGCUAUUUUUGCUCAAUCUGAUGAUGGAACCUUGAAGCCCGAACAUGCUUUAUCCGAUUGGUCCAAGUAUCUCAUGGAAGCGUCGAUCAAGCUUGGAGCAGCAUGGGUUGAUACGCCCGAGCUGAGGGGACUUAUGGUUGAGGUCGGUUUUGAAGAUGUGGCGCUAAGUACUUUCAAGUGGCCGACGAACCCUUGGCCGAAAGAAAAACACUUCAAAGAGCUGGGAGCAUGGAACAACGAAAAUUUCAUGACGGGGAUGGAGGCAAUCACGAUGGCACCCCUCACACGUGCCUUGAACUGGAGCCCCGAAGAGGUCAGAGUCUUUCUCAUGGAAGUCCGCAAGAACGGAAACGACCGAAAUAUCCACGCUUAUUGGCCCCAGCAUGUUCUCGUUGGGCGAAAACCGGUCAAAGAAAAGCAAGAGUCAGCACCAGCUCUGGGUCCGGCUUCGGGUGCAUCACCGGCUACAGCAUAG